AUGUAUAAUUUGAAAGCAGAUGAUGGAUUAUCAGCCUUUGACGGACAUUUAAAGGAUUUUGCAUAUGCAUCAGGAUAUACACCAUCUGGCGAUGAUGUGCAACUGUUCAAGUCGCUCAACUCAGAACCAUCUAUGAAAUAUGCUAAUGUUUUGCGAUGGUACCGAAAUAUAAAAAGUUUCAGCGACGAGGAACGAAAAUCAUGGCCCACUCCAGUGACUUCUGCUAAUGGAGUACUGGAGAAGGAAGAGCUUGAUGAAGACCUUGAUUUAUUCGGUUCAGAUGAUGAAGAUGAUGAAGAAAAAGCACGCAUAACCGCUGCACGACUGAAGGGAUUAUUCUUGAAGGCAUAUGAAGAGAAAAAAGCAAAAAAGCCAACUGUGACUGCCAAAUCGAAUAUCAUCUUUGACGUAAAACCAUGGGAUGAUUCGAUUGAAAUGGCUGAUAUUGAAAAGAAUAUAAGGACGAUCGAGUUAGAUGGGCUUGUUUGGGGAGCGGCAAAAGUUUUGCCCGUGGCUUUUGGUAUCAAAAAACUUCAAAUCUGUUGUGUGGUGGAAGAUGAGAAAGUAUCUUCGGAUUGGCUGGAGGAACAGAUUGUGGGUUUCGAUGAUUUAGUGCAAUCGGUUGAUAUUGUAGCAUUUAAUAAAAAACUGGUAUUCGACUUAUAUCGAUUUCUUGUUUUGUGUCCUGCUUCCGCUAAGAUGGAUGGAGUAACUAUCCACGAUUAUCUUUGUUUGAUACAAAUGGGAUGCACACCUCUGGGUUUACCGAAAGUGAGACGACUACCAUUCGAUCCAUUAAAACAUCAAACGAUACAUUUGGAACGUUUGAUGCGAAGCAAAGGUUUGGUAGAUCCACAAUUAGAUGAAGAAUAUCCAUUACCAUAUUCGGAAAAUAUUUCAUUUUAUUCGGAUGUUAACAAAACUACUCUGAUUGAUGAUCAAAAUUAUUCUAUAUCUUCCACAUUAGUACCACCUCCACCAUCACCUACCGUGGAUAUCGCCGAAUCUAAAAUCGAUUAUCGAAUUCAUUAUUCCCACCGCAUGCUGUAUUUACUGAAGAAGGUAGCAGAAAUUUUGGAAGAAAUGCGCAUGACAGCAAGUGAUCCAUCUAUUCUACUAUCGGUUAAUCAGCUAUCAAUAAUAGAAAUAGCAUUUGAGUUUAUUAUCCCAACAGCAGUUCGGCCAUAUGUUGAUGAUGGUGUGAUUUUACACCUGGGUAGGAGCAGUUUGGUGGAGCACUGGAAACCGAUUAUUGGCAAUAUUGAAUUUCGAAAGAAGCAGUUGAAAAAAACAUUGGAAGUUUUUGAUACAUUGAUGAAUUCAUGCGAAAUGAUAAAGAAUUGUGUGGUGAGGAAAUUUCUGGCGGAUUACAUAUGUUUAAAUGAACAGUUGAUCAAAUUGGGUGAAAAAGAUCACAAACAAAAGUAUGGAAAAUUUAUUCUAAGCAUUGACAGACCGAUGUUGAUUACUUCGCUGUUCAUUUUAUUAACCGCAAAUAGGAAACAGCCGAAAUGGUUGCAUAAAGCAAUAAGCAAGCAUAUCACCAAACUUUUGUUGUUGGAAAAUGGAUUGUAUCACUUAAUAACAGCAAUAACCGAAGGUGCAAACUGUUUUGGAGAUUUCGGAUUUGUGCAGUCAUUGUCUCGAAUAUUGGUAACAGUUCCUUAUAAAAUGUCGAAAGAAAGAUAUUAUAUUUCUUUAAUUGAGAAUUUUUUGGUUGUCAUAGAGAACCAUCCAAAUGCUGGAGAUGCUGCCGUUUGCUUUACCGUUGUGUUAGAUAUGUUGCCUAAAGAGUUAGUCGAAAUGAUUUUCGAUACAUUAUUGUUACCAUGGGAGUUAUUCAAUUUAUGGACCCUACUGUAUGCGAGCUACACAGAAAAUCAAGAAAAUCGAUUGCAUGGGAUCCCAGUAGAGUAUGACAAUGCUGGUCAGGGAAUAUUUGAUAUUUUACACCGAAUUCUCGAUGAUCCAUCAUUCGAAACAGUGGACGAGAAGGCUGAAUUUCUUGUUCGACAAAUAGAGGAUGACUGCGAUUCGUAUUUACCAGAGCUAAGUUACAGAAAGACUCUGAUCGAAGAGAUCGAACAAGAGGAAGUCAGACAAGAAGAAAAGCAAUCGAAUGCUUCGUCGAUAACCUCCACUAUUUGUAAAAAUCAUAUUUUUUGGCUAAAACUUCUCAAAGCCCAUUAUGCCAAUCUUCGAAUCUAUCUUGUAAAGCCUGAAAAAGCAGAAAGCUCAUUCAUUCGUUUUGAGAAAGGAAUUUUGAAGAUUUUACAGGACGAGGAACCAAAAUCAUCACGUCGUUUAGCAAUCAGAACGGCGAUGUGUUGCAUUGAGCGUUGGGCAGAAGUGGAUUCUGAAAAUGGUAGUUAUAUUAGCACUUGUAGUUCUCGAGAGACAUCAGAUAGUGAAGAAACAAGCUUUGAAGGAAGGAAACAGAGAGUAAACUAUUUUUUGAACGAUUUAUUGCCUAUUUUAUCGGAGACAAGUACACUUUCGGAUGAUAACUUGGCAAAUCUUAUCGACAUCCCAUUGACCAUACUGGAUGUCGCCACGGCAAAAUUGAAUGUGCACGUGAAUACUAUUGCAGUGGACAUAAAAGGUUUGGUAUUGGAAGAAGAUAAAGAACUUGAAGCUACUGAUCGAAAUAAUGUCCAUUUAGCACUGACAAUUCUUCAAUGUAUUCUGGUCUUCAAACAAGGAGAAUUCGUAAAAUUCAAAGAAAAUCUGAUACGUGGAGCAAAUAUUUUGCAAGCAUUUUCGAAUACAGUUUCAAAAUUAGGUGAUAUGGAUAAAAAGCUGUAUUUGGACUUCCAGCAGCUUGCUGUGGAAAUUAUUGCGUUAUUAAAAGCAAAUGAUAUUGAACCGAGAGAAGAUGACACAGCACCUAGUUUUAUCGAUGAAUCACCUAGUGUUGGUGAUAAUCCGAUGAAUGGUCGAGGUUCAGAAUCCUUUUCUUUGGAACAAAUUCAGUCUGAUCUUUUGGAUGAAACGGAAUCUGUUCGUGGGCAUGCUUUAAUUAAAUUAGCAAAGGGUAUUCGCCGAAAAAACAGACAACUUCUGGAUGACAUUACUGCUUAUCCUGGAAUUAUGCGUAUUGUUCUAGAACAAGUUGCUGAUAAUGAUUCUUACGUUUAUUUGGCAGCAAUAAAUGCAUUAACGGAAUUGGCAUAUUGGAAACAACAAUUUUUCGAUGAGAUGGUGGAAUUCUUUUUAGACCCGGCCGAAAAACUGAAGUCUCUUCUCAAAUUCAACAUGGAUAACUUACGAGAAGAAGAAAAGGAAACAUACUUAUUAAUACAGAGAGUGAAAAUAGGCGAAGCAAUUGCGAAGGCAAAUAAAAAUCUAGGUGAAAUGGCGCCGGCAUAUUUUGACCGCAUGGUGAAUCCAAUGUUGUCAUUGAUGCUUCAUACUAAAGAUGAUCUGCUGCGAGCUUCAGUGCUCUCUUCACUAUCUAAUCUUAUUGUUUCGUGCCGUGGAUUGAAUAUACACAAACAUCUUGCUGAGAUGUUAUUAGCAGCUAAAUUAUAUAUACGUGAUGCUGAAGCGGAAAUAGUACGACGGGCGGCAGUUGAUCUGAUGCGUGCUAUUGUCAGGACAUAUGAUAUUAGUCUUCUGCAAGAAGCUCCAUCACAUCUUUAUGAUAUAGCAGAUUCGCUGAGCUAUAUCUUGGACCAGGAUGAGGAUCUGGUCGUUAAAACUCAUGCAAUGUUAUGUCUACAGGACAUCGAUGCUCAAAUGGAGGAAGGUUUUCUGGAAUUUGAAAAGGCUCAUACUCGCAAAAUACGAUUUUAA
Messenger RNA from Acanthocheilonema viteae, 3795 nucleotides. NCBI's taxonomy places the organism in Eukaryota, Metazoa, Nematoda, Chromadorea, Rhabditida, Onchocercidae. The record is from the annotation of a GenBank genome assembly.